Messenger RNA from Meira miltonrushii, 1020 nucleotides. Its product is annotated as putative NADH-ubiquinone oxidoreductase 30.4 kDa subunit mitochondrial precursor. The record is from RefSeq and is a predicted model, not a curated record. The transcript has a single exon. Lineage: Eukaryota; Fungi; Basidiomycota; Exobasidiomycetes; Exobasidiales; Brachybasidiaceae. Bases 73 to 846 code for a protein of 257 amino acids. Gene Ontology annotation, molecular function: NADH dehydrogenase (ubiquinone) activity.
CAAACAGUCACUUCGGCUGCCACGAGGAGGCUCACACAGAAUGCUUUGCUACGUACAGGAGGAAUCGCUUUGAUGCCUUCUGUUGCUCGUAGCGGUUUCCAUUCUUCUGUCAAAUCUUCACAACCUGCCGGAAAAGGAGAUCAAGUGAAUUCAUUCUCACCUUAUGCAGAAACAGCAGGAUCAAAUCCAGUAGAAAAGUAUGCUGAAAUUCAAGGACCUCUACACGACUACGGAAGUUACAUCACUUCUUGUUUACCAAAAUAUAUUCAACAAUUCAGCGUGGUUAAGGAUGAAUUAACACUUUAUAUCGCACCUCCAUCCGUUUUGCCCGUCUUGCAUUUCUUGCGUGACCAUACACAAACACAAUUCAAGGCAUUGAUGGACAUUAGCGGAGCAGACUACCCAACACGUUCGCAAAGAUUUGAAGUCGUUUACCAUCUCUUGAGCGUUCGCUUUAAUGCAAGAAUUCGUGUAAAGACAUAUGCCGACGAAGUGACGCCCGUUCCAUCUGCUUGUUCACUUUUCAGCAGUGCAGAUUGGUAUGAACGUGAAAUUUACGAUAUGUAUGGUGUCUUCUUUGCCGGUCAUCCUGAUUUACGUCGUCUAUUGACCGAUUACGGUUUUGAGGGGCACCCGUUGCGUAAAGAUUUCCCUUUGACCGGUUAUACAGAAGUUCGUUAUGAUGAAGAACGUAAACGUGUGGUUACCGAACCUCUACAACUCACUCAAGCUUUCCGUAACUUUGAAUCUUCUUCGCCUUGGGAACAAGUUGGUCAAGGUGAAUCAUACAGACCUGCAGAAUAUAAACUCACACCUCCAAAGCCAAAGGAAGAGGAAAAGAAGUAAACUAAUCGUAAAGGAGGCAAGAGAAGUGUUUGUAGUUGCAUGUAGAUCUAGUGAAUGAGAUUUCACAUUAUCAUUUGGAUGUCUUCUUGUGGAAGUGAUAUAAUUGUGGGAAUAAUUUACAUACAUACUUUGACAGAAUCUAUUACAGUACAAUUCAGAUACACGAAUCAAUCC